Didymodactylos carnosus is the source of this 730-nucleotide messenger RNA. The record is from the annotation of a GenBank genome assembly. Lineage: Eukaryota; Metazoa; Rotifera; Eurotatoria; Philodinida; Philodinidae.
CCCACCAAAAACUAACUAAAAUUAAAAACUCUUUUUAUUAAUAGAUAGCCUGGAAACUCAGCUUUCAGAGUAUGUGUGUUUCAUUUUUUCAGAAGUUCGUUCUGUUGACAGAAAGAGCAAUAUUUUUUAAAGGCCACACAAACCGAGCUAAAAAUUGCAGCUUACUUUUCUCGAUGACCUUAGGCACUAGAGCCAAAAUUUUUCACCAUUAAAUAGGCCACUGAUCGUUGUAUAUGUAGCACUCAUUGAAUCUCUAAAAAUCUCAUUUUCGUUUUUUCCCCAAAUGUCCACGUUGUUGCGCACUGUGUACUGUCAAUAUUCACAGAUAAAAUUCUAGGUCGUUCGAUUAGCUGCCGAUUCGUUCAAUUAUCCGGCAUAUAAACGACGAUGGAUGACAGCUAAACGUGAAAUCAAUGAACGUGUAUCAGCACAAUUUCAUGGUAGAAGAGUAUUUCAACCGCAAGGAUUACCAACGAAGAUUGGUUCAUUUCAAUUAUUUGUUGAAGGCUAUAAAGAUGCUGAUACUUUUCUGAGACAAAUUGAUCGUGAACCCUUAAUCGAAGAUGUUUCACAGCAAUUUCAAAGACAAUUUGAACGUCUGGUUGUACUAGAUUAUAUUAUCAGAAAUACAGAUCGAAACAAUUCAAAUUGGCUUGUUAAGUAUAACAGAUUAGAUAAUGAACGAGACAAGCUCUCUGGUUUACAAGUACAGGUAAAACACGAAUAUUAA